UGGUCUUCGAGACAUCAUUAAAACAAACUCAUUCAUUCAUUCAUCGAGAAGGAAAUGUCCAAUAUCUUUGAAAAAGAAAUGUCCUAUAUCUUUGAAAAACUGAAAGUGCAUUUGAUUUGCUGUCCUGCUUUUGAUCUGUAAUACGGCAGAAUAAAUAACGACACCAUCUGUUCGAUGUCAAUCAUGCAAUGUCAACAAAUGCCCUUUCGAAGGUAAGCAAAUUCACUCUUACAUCAAUGGCAGAAGGCUUACAUUUGCAAGGCACACACUUUUACAGAAUAAGCUUAUUAACAUGUAUGGCAAAUGCGGAAGUUUGGUGGGUGCUCGCAAAGUUUUGGACCACUUGACUGAACCCAACAUUUUCUCAUGGAAUAUAGUAAUUUCAGCUUACCGAAGUCUUGGCUUUCCUCAAGAGGCAUUGCAGUUGUUUACCCAAAUGCAGCGGCAAGCAUGUAUUCAGUCUGACCACUUCACUUUCUCUACUAUUAUCCCUGUGUGUGCCAAUUUGGCAUCUGUAAAACACGGUUUGCAGAUCCAUGGAAAAAUCAUCAGGUGUGGGUUUCAAUGUGAAGUUAUUGUGAUGAUCACCCUGGUAGAUAUGUAUGCAAAAUGUGGAAGAAUGGAAAAGGCGCGCGAAUUGUUUGACAAAAUGCAUAGUACAGACGUGGUCUCAUGCACUGUGAUGAUUAUGGGAUAUGCGCAGAAUGGUGUUCUUGACAAGGCGCUGAGGCUUUUCUAUAAAGUUCCAAAUCGAGAUGUGGCCUUAUGGACUGCUAUGAUUACAGCAUGUGUGCAAAAUGGUGCUCUUGACUUGGCUUUGAAGUUUUUCGAAGAAAUGCCUCAGCGGAAUGUGGUUUCAUGGACUGCAAUCAUUUCUGGAUAUGUGCAAAACGGGUAUUCUGAAAAAGCAUUGGAGAUAUUUAACCAAGUGUAAUUGGCAGGCGUAGAGCCAACCUCGGCAACUUUUGCCAGUAUCCUCCCUGUUUGUGCCAAGAUGGGAGAUUUGGAACAGGGUAUGGAAAACCACCAAAAAAUUAUUGAAUGCAACCUUUUGUCAGAUGAUGUUGUUUUGACUGGCCUGAUAGAUAUGUAUGCGAAAUGUCGAAGCAUGCAGAGGGCACUUAGUUUGUUUGAGAAAAUGUCUAAACCAGAUGCUGCCUCAUGGACCGCAAUCAUUACUGGAUAUAUGCAAAAUGGAUUUGUUGAUAAAGCCCUAGAGUUUUAUAAGCAAAUGCAAUUGGCAGGUGUAGAGCCGGACUCGUCAACAUUUGCAAGCAAACUCCCAGCUUAUGCGAGCACGGGAGAUUUGGAACAGGGUAAGAAAAUCCAUCAAAAACUAAUUGAAAGUGGAAUUUUUAUCAGACAUGGUAGUGACUGCACUGAUCGACAUGUAUGCAAAAUGUGGGAGUAUACAGAAAGCUAAUGAAUUGCUUGACAAGCUGCCUAAAUGGGAUUUGAUCACCUCAAAUGCAAUGAUUGUAGGAUAUGUACAAAAUGGGCUUCUUGAUCAAGGCUUUGAGCUUUUUAAGAAAAUGCAAUUAGUGGGUGUAAAGCCAGACCGUUUGCCAGCAUCCUCCCAACUUGUGCCAAACUUGGAGCUCUUGAGAAAGAAUGGAUACAAAAUGUUUGACAAUAUGCCUCAACGUGAUGUGGCCUCGUGGAAUGAUAUACACAGAAUGGACUUGCUGAUAAAACCUUGAAGAUGUUUAAGCAAAUGCAAUUCGUAGGUGUCAAGCUAGACACGUCAACCUUUGCCAGUAUUCUCUCCGCAUGUGCCAAGCUUGGAGUUUUGGAACAGGGGUGGAGAUCCAUCAAAAAAAAUCGAUAGUAGAUGUUUGUCUGAUAUCGUUGUGACUGCCUUGAUAGACAUGUAUGGAAAAUGUGGAAGUAUACAGAAGGUACGAGAAUUGUUUGACAAAAUGCAACAUCCAGGCGCAGUCUCCUGGAAUGUAAUGAUCGCAGGAUAUGCAAUGCAUGGCUACAACAAACACGGCCUCAAUCUCUUUGAACAGAUGAACUACUUUGGAACCAAACCUGACCCUGUAAGCUUCAUCUGUGUUUUAUUUGCAUGCAGCCAUGCCGGUCUAGUGGACGAUGGCUGUAAAUACUUCAAUGGCAUGAGUACAUUUUAUUCCAUCAUACCUAGAAUGGAUCAUUAUGUAUGUAUGGUUGACCUUCUUGGCCGUGCUGGCUAUCUCGUGGAAGCCUUCUACUUUGUCAUCAAAAUGCCAUUAAAACUUGACAUGGUUGUAUGGAUGUGUUUGCUUGGUGCUUGUAGAUCACAUAAGAAUAUUGGGCUAGGAGAAUUUGUGGCUAGACUCCUUUUUGAGUUGGAUACUAAAAAUGCUGCUCCUUAUGUUCUUCUCUCAAACAUCUCUGCAGAAGCAGACAGGUGGGAUGAUGUUCAUAAGGUAAGGAAAUUAAUGAUAGAUAGAGGAAUUGAAAAGCUACCUGGAUGUAGUUGGAUUGAAGUCCAUACAAUGGUACAUGUUUUCUGUGUAGGUGACAAAUCACACCCACAAACACAGGAGAUCUAUAUAAAGCUGGAUAAAUUGUUGCGGGAGAUAAAGGGAGCAGGGUAUGUUCCAGAUACAAGAUUUGUAUUGAAUGACGUGGAGGAAGAGGAGAAGGAAUUUAUCCUCUGCCACCAUAGUGAGAGGUUGGCAAUUGCAUUUGGGUUGUUGAAAUCACCACCUGGAACUACUAUCAGAGUUGUCAAGAACCUUCGAGUAUGUGGGGAUUGCCACAUUGCGACUAAGUUCAUCUCCAAGGUUGCUGCAAGAGAAAUUCUUGUGAGGGAUGCAAACCGCUUCCAUCUUUUUAAGCACGGCCAAUGUUCCUGUGGAGAUUUGUGGAGAUUACUGGUGAUUAUGAGGAAACAAGCUGCACACGCAAGCAUGCUGUAGAACGAGGUGCAUGGUUUCAAACUUGCAAUGGUAUUGAAGAGGUAGAUCAUGAUUCAUAGUACCAUCAAGGAAGUACCUCUCCAACUUUGGACUGAUAAGCUGGACGGUAACGCAUAGGAAAGGGAAAUGCAAGAGAGGAAUACUUUAAGGGCCAGCAUGGAAUUCGAGGGAACUUACAAUCAACCCAAUGCUUGGAUUUGACACAGAGAGCUUCACUUUAUUCUUGUUGGAUUAUUCUAUUAUCCUUUUCUUAUGUCAGGUCUGCUAUCCGGGCCUAAAUUAUAUGUGCCAAAUUAUAAAUGCAUGUCCACAUGUUUGCAUUGAUUUUGUGAAUUUUAUGGCCACAAUGCAAACACAUUUUGCAAGCGUCAAGUUAGAUCUUAUCCUAGCCAGGUUAAUGGGUAAGGUUGUUCAAAUAUUGUUAUUGGAAAUUCUUUAGGGAGAGGAGUAACUUCUUGGACUUGCAAAGAUGCCAUAUAUAAUCUAAAUGCGAUUCCCCUCAAAAUCACAAUCUUGCAAUAUGGCCCUUUAAAAAUCAUAAUGAGCUUGUAAAUGUCAUUGUUAUACAUUUUUCACUCAGUUAUAAAUGCACAUUUAGGGUCUUUAUAUAUCAUUUA
Molecule: messenger RNA, 3523 nt
Organism: Cryptomeria japonica (Japanese cedar)
Lineage: Eukaryota; Viridiplantae; Streptophyta; Pinopsida; Cupressales; Cupressaceae
Product: pentatricopeptide repeat-containing protein DWY1, chloroplastic-like
Exons: 3
Coding region: 1869-2906 (345 amino acids)
Biological process (GO): RNA modification
Molecular function (GO): protein binding; zinc ion binding; RNA binding
Source: RefSeq, a predicted model, not a curated record